Castor canadensis (American beaver) is the source of this 2520-nucleotide messenger RNA. RefSeq names its product glucosylceramidase beta 1 (gene Gba1). The record is from RefSeq and is a predicted model, not a curated record. Lineage: Eukaryota; Metazoa; Chordata; Mammalia; Rodentia; Castoridae. Gene Ontology annotation, molecular function: glucosylceramidase activity. Gene Ontology annotation, biological process: glucosylceramide catabolic process.
CCCAUGAAGGAUCCCUUUUCCUUCCAGGGAGCUUUCCAAGGAUACCUAUUACCAUUUCUGUCUUCAUUGUGUAUCCUCUGUCCCUCUGAACCUCUGAAGCUCCUUGUAGUCUUCUCCCCAUUCGGUUACCCUGAGACAAUGGAGUUUUCAAGUACUUCCGGAAAGGAUUGUCUUAAACACAGAAGCAGGGUAGGCAUCGUGGUUGCCAGCCUCACGGGAUUGCUCCUACUUCAGGCAGUGUCAUGGGCAUCAGCCCUUGUCUCUGCUGUGCCUCUCCCUUCCAGGUGCCCACCCUUGCAUUCCUAAAAGCUUUGGUUACAGCUCGGUGGUCUGUGUCUGCAAUGCCACGUAUUGUGACUCUCUUGAUCCCUUAACCUUCCCUGCCCCUGGUACCUUCAGCCGCUAUGAGAGCACGCGCAGUGGGCGUCGGAUGGAGCUGAGUAUGGGGACCAUUCAGGCCAAUCGCACGGGCACAGGGCUGCUACUGACCCUGCAGCCAGAAGAGAAGUUCCAGAAAAUCAAAGGAUUUGGAGGGGCCAUGACAGAUGCUGCUGCUCUCAACAUCCUUGCUCUGUCACCCUCUGCCCAGAAGUUGCUACUCAAAUCCUACUUCUCUAGAGAAGGAAUCGAAUAUAACAUUAUUCGGGUACCCAUGGCUAGCUGUGACUUCUCCAUCCACACCUACACCUAUGCUGACACCCCUGAUGACUUCCAGUUAAACAACUUCAGCCUCUCAGAAGAAGACACCAAGCUCAAGAUACCCCUGAUUCACCAAGCUAUGCAGUUGACCCAGCGUCCCAUCUCACUUCUUGCCAGUCCCUGGACAUCACCCACUUGGCUCAAAACCAAUGGGGCAGUGAAUGGGAAGGGGUCACUCAAGGGUCACCCAGGGGAUAUCUACCACCAGACCUGGGCCAAAUACUUUGUCAAGUUCUUGGAUGCCUAUGCUGAGCGUAAGUUAAAAUUCUGGGCAGUGACAGCUGAGAAUGAACCUUCUGCAGGGCUGAUUAGUGGGUACCCCUUCCAAUGCCUGGGCUUCACUGCUGAACACCAGAGAGACUUCAUUGCCCGUGACCUGGGUCCAGCCCUUGCCAACAGUAGUCACCGUGGUAUCCAGUUGCUCAUGCUGGAUGACCAACGCUUGCUGCUGCCCCGCUGGGCACAGGUGGUGCUGACAGACCAAGAGGCAGCUAAGUACGUUGAUGGCAUUGCUGUACACUGGUACUUGGACUUUCUGGCUCCAGCAAAAGCCACCUUAGGAGAGACACACCGCCUAUUUCCCAACACCAUGCUCUUUGCCUCAGAGGCCUGUGUAGGCUCUAAGUUCUGGGAACAGAGUGUUCGUCUGGGCUCCUGGGAUCGAGGGAUGCAGUACAGCCACAGUAUCAUCACGAACCUCCUCUACCACGUGGUUGGCUGGAUGGACUGGAACCUCGCCCUGAACCCUGAAGGGGGACCCAACUGGGUCCGCAACUUUGUUGACAGCCCCAUUAUUGUAGACAUUGCCAAGGACACAUUUUACAAACAGCCCAUGUUCUACCACCUUGGCCACUUCAGCAAGUUUAUUCCUGAGGGCUCCCAGAGAGUGGGGUUGGUGGCCAGUGAGAAGAACGACUUGGACACAGUGGCACUACUACAUCCUGAUGGCUCUGCAGUUGUGGUCGUACUGAAUCGCUCCUCUAAGGAUGUGCCUCUUACCAUCAGUGAUCCUGCCGUGGGCUUCCUGGAAACCAUCUCACCUGGCUACUCCAUUCAUACCUACCUGUGGCGUCGCCAGUGAUGGAGCAAGCACCUGGGCUUAGCAUGGACAUAAAGGGACAGGCAGUUCACAUGCUGUCUGUCGCUGAAGAGGGCACAGCAGGGAGAGGGUGAGCUUACAGUGAUGUAGGCUCAAGGGUAGUGGUUUGGGUGACUCAUUCUCUUCUCUAGUAGGUGCCAGGGGCUGGAGGCCCCUAAGGAAAGAUCAGGAAGCCCCAGUAUUCCUCCAGCCCCCAUGCUUGUAUAAGUGUGCUUUGUGCUCGUUGCUUGUGGAAACUGGGCCUAGACCCAGGGUGAGCUCACUGUCUGUACAAACACAAGAUGGUGGAGCCAGGGUGGAGGCAGGGAUGUAAGGAAAGGAGGAGAGUAGGAAAGCUGGACCAGAACUAGGGACUAUUUGUCUUUCCUUGAGAUGCAGAACUGGGCCCAUACAAAAGCAAUGUCAGCACCAGUGAGUAGGCUCAAGCACCCGGAUGUCCCUGUGACAGCAGCUAAGAUAAUGGCAGCCCUUUAUUUAUUUUUAUUUUUGUGGUACUGGGGUUUGAACUUGCAUUUGUGCUUGCUAGACUAGUGCUCUACCUCAUGAGCCAGACCUCUAGCCCCAUGGCAGCCCUAUAAAAGGAGAGAAUGCUUGAUCCCAGUCAGUGUGAGCAGCUUUAUUCUGGGGAUAGCACCCCAUUUCUGGCUGUACCAACAAUGGGGAGGCAGAGGGGCCCCUGGAAUGCAUGACAGUAGAAAAACCAGUCCUGGGAGCAUAAGGAC